This is a messenger RNA of Cimex lectularius (bed bug), 837 nucleotides long. RefSeq lists its product as uncharacterized. Bases 291 to 803 code for a protein of 170 amino acids. The record is from RefSeq and is a predicted model, not a curated record. NCBI's taxonomy places the organism in Eukaryota, Metazoa, Arthropoda, Insecta, Hemiptera, Cimicidae. The transcript has 5 exons.
CCUUUUUCACUAUCAUAUGUUCAAAUAUCAUGUAAACAAGAAACUCAAGACUUCACAAGCUAUUUUUUUAAUGUGAAAAAGUCAAAAUUUUACAUUUUCUCCUGGUGGAUGUAACUUUAAAGCUGCAGAGGUAGUGACUUUGUAGUAUUACCGUGUGAGUUUCUGUUUUAACGGACCAACAUUGGCUAUCUGACGAAAUUAGGUGAUAGAUGAAUGAAAGAGAUGAACGCCAACAUGCGCCUUUUUUGUUUCACUCACCGUACUGAGUAAAAAUAUUACAAACUGCAGCUAUGGUAGGAUGCAGUCCAACGCGCCAAGGAAAUGACAACAAAGUUCAUGACUUUAACUGUCAAAGGUUGAGACAGUAUAACACAGGGUUUUGUUCUGCUUUAAAACUUUUGGAAGGCGAUGUGAGGGCUGUUUACUGUGAUUCAAGACAAUGUGAUGGAAAACCUCCAUAUUCUCCUGCACCUAAUAUAGAACUAAAACAGUUCUGUUUGUGCAAAACUUGUGCAUGCAAUGGCCCUGCCACGCCGACUCCGGGGGACUACUGUCUUGUUAAAGGGUGCAACUGUUGCAACCCUUGCUGUUGGUGUCCUCCCAAGUGUAUCUACAUCCCACCUGUAGCAGACGGGCCGCAUGAGGUGAGAACCGAGUUCUUCUACUUGAAACAAGUCCCGAAUGGGACAGACGAAGAAGGGAAUCAAAACUAUUAUUACUACGAGGAUGGCGGAUUUACGUACUUAUGCCGUCCAAGGAACUCGAGGGGACAAUGGCUCAAGACUUGCCAUAAAGCUUGUUAACGUUUAAAAAUAAUGAAAUAUAAAAAAAAUUGUA